AUGAAAGUUACGAUAGCGGAAUUGGUUGUUUUGUUAUUUUCUGUAAUUUGUAUUGAUGGGAAGGAGGACAAUGGGUGUACGUUGAUAACAGAUUAUCACGGUGAUGCACCUUUAAGUGAGUCCGUGUGUUAUCUCAGUUGCCUUUCGGAUGCAUUAAAUAAAUUGUACAGCGAGGGAGAGAGGAGGCUGUUUGUGAAUGAGGAAGUGUAUGCAAAUGCAUUUCGUAUAUUGGAUGAUAUGGAAGGAAGAGCAGGUGAAAGUGUUAGAUAUUUGAGUAUUAUUAGUGUUGCGAUGGUAGAGGAAAAUAAUAGGUUGGAAAAGCUUAUAUCUCAUGGAAAUGCAAUGGGAGACCUUGUAGCUAAGGCUGGUGGAUUAUUUGCUGAGGUUAAUGAAAGUGUGAGGGCAGUGAGGAAAGAAAUACCUGGUGCCCUUAUAAAAGUGAAUAAAUAUUAUACGGCUAUUGCUGAGAUCACAAGGACUGUGUGGGAUGAUGUUAAAGCUGUGGAAAGUGGAAAGCACGAAUGUAAAGAUCAAGAGUUUAGAGGUGUUAAAGAGUUUGACGUUACAUGUGGAGAUAACGCAUGUCUGCUGGCACAUGGUGUGAGUGAGGGCGCCCUCAAACAUUAUAAGAAUGGGCUUCUUGAAAUAAACGUGAUGAGUGGUUCUGUGAGCAAAUGCCUCAACUUACCACGCAAUAACCUGUAUUUGAAUGGCGCGAUAAAUAGUUCCCACGGCUUGCUGAAGUGGCGCCAACACAGUGCCGAAAUGUUCCAGCUUGAACUUAGAGUAAAGAAUAUUUUUAAUCCCCUCGUCGCAUCUUUUGCUGCUGGACAAUCGUCUUCAGUACUUGCCGAAAUGAUGGCCAAUAUCACUUCGCUUUACUCUCGUUUCAACGAAGUCCACAGGAGUUUCACUUCUUUGCUAGUCAACCCCAAUCUCACUGACACCGGGGAUGGUAUUGAUUCCAUUUUUUAA
This is a messenger RNA of Trypanosoma brucei brucei TREU927, 975 nucleotides long. Its product is annotated as expression site-associated gene (ESAG) protein; expression site-associated gene 1 (ESAG1). The transcript has a single exon. NCBI's taxonomy places the organism in Eukaryota, Euglenozoa, Kinetoplastea, Trypanosomatida, Trypanosomatidae. The record is from RefSeq and is a predicted model, not a curated record. Bases 1 to 975 code for a protein of 324 amino acids.